AUGGAAGGUAAAGAUUAAAUAAAAUUAAUAAAGGGAGCAGCUGUAAUAAUGUUAAAAUGGUAGAUAUCUAAUAAAACUAUUUAACUAUACUAAAUUUAAUAAUAAUUAUUGUCAUGACUUAACCUAAGUUGAUAUUAAAAAACUAUAAUAUAAACUCUUUCAAGUAUUAGUUACCAGUAAUACUAAAGGUAUUAUACAAUAAGACAUCAAAUAUGCAAGCAUUUUUAUUAUUGAUGAUCAAGUUCAAAUUAUAGAGAUUAUGGAGUGAAUCAUUUCUAUUUUUAUAAGAAAGAAGAUUGAAUUAAGAGAACCAUUCAUCAUAAAGACCCGAAAAAUAAUUAAUUCAAUAUAAAUAUUUUGACUAAAAUAAUAUGUUUGGACUCUAAUCUCUAUUUUUCCCUUAGCAAUUUUUUAAAAUAUUAAUUUUCUAAUGGCAGAAACAAUGA
Molecule: messenger RNA, 446 nt
Organism: Paramecium sonneborni
Lineage: Eukaryota; Ciliophora; Oligohymenophorea; Peniculida; Parameciidae
Source: the annotation of a GenBank genome assembly